GCUUUGGUUGGCGCGCGCGGCGCCUGAGCCCUGACGCGCCGCAGCUCUGAGGUUGGCGGCGGCGGGGACGGAGUUUCGGAAGGGUUUUGCCGCCAUUAUGUCGUUUCGCCAGCGAAGCCCCCUCGUCGGUCGGACUCGUAGCAGACCAACAGCUUGUUGGAGUCAAGGAAGGAAGCGUGAUGCAGAUGGGAAGCACAGAAAUACACAUGAGCCAAGUGUCCCAGCCUUUGAUUAUGAUACAUACAGUCUGGUAGAUGGCAGAUCAGAUAGCUUCACAACACCAGAGGGCCACAAACCCCAUUCAAGGUGUUCAGACUGGGGAAGUGCAGUUGAAGAAGAUGAAAUGAGGACUAACGUUAAUAGAGAAAUGGCAAGAUACAAAAGAAAGCUUCUGAUAAAUGAAUUUGGAAGAGAAAGAAAGAUCUCUACUGGAAGUUCGGAUUCCAAGGAAUCUACGGCAGCUGUGGAACUUGAAACUGAUGAGGCUGUUCUAAUGAGGAGACAAAAACAAAUAAAUUAUGGGAAGAAUACGUUGGCAUAUGACAGAUAUAUUCAAGAAGUUCCAAGGUGUCUACGGGUUCCAGGUGUCCAUCCGAGGACUCCAAAUAAAUUUAAAAAGUACAGUCGUAGAUCUUGGGAUCAACAAAUCAGACUCUGGAAAGUUGCGUUGCAUUUUUGGGACCCUCCUCAUGAAGAAGGCUCUGAUGCACAAGUACUUAGCCCUGUUGAUCUUGGUGAUAUGGAAACAGAAUCUGUAGGAAGUAAUUCCUUGAUGUUACAGGGAAGUUCUCAAGAAAAGAAUGAGAAUUGUACAGGCACACCAACCAAAGUGAGAAGUAUUGACCAUCAAUCAGAUGACUAAAUUCAGCUAGAGGCACCUUCGGGCAUGAAGCUUACGUCACAAGUAGAAGCAUGUGUGCUGCAAGUUUCACUCUGCGGAAGGGACAACUCUGAUAGAUUCAAGCAGAAAUAAGAAAUUUCCUGUGUUAUCAUCUAGAGCUGUGGCAGCUUUAAAAUGAAAAUCAAUGUUUCUCUGGCCUUUUUAAAAGCAUAAAAAUGGAGUCAUAAGUAAUUGGGCAACUGCCUAAUUUAUAUACGUGCGUAUGCAACAGAUGGCUUUAUAAGCGGUUGAAUUAUAGUUAAGCAAAAUCAGAAUAGGCAAUAUUGCCCCAGUUUAGCAGUUUUAAAAGAUGAAACUUUGGUAGGAAAUGUUUAGUUUUAGCACUUGGUUAGUGACUUUUAACCAUGCCGCAAAUAUAGGCAGGAAGAGGUAGUUCUGCACGCUGCCCUGUAAUUUUUACAAUGUGAGAAUUUAUGCUUUUGAAAUUAUUUCCUUCAGAGUUACCAAGCACAUUACAAUAACAGUUUCCCCGAAUAAACGGGCUCCUUUGAGAAAUAAACGUCCUCUUUCUGGUGUAGAUCUCACAGAGUUGUAAACUGAUACUUGUAAAUAGUUUUCUGCAGGGCUAUACAAACUUUUAAAGAAGAUUGAGUGAAGGGAGACUUGGAAAGUUAUUUUUAUUCAUUCUUAAUAUAAUUUUUUUUUUACUAUAGUUGCUGUUUUUGUAUGGAAUAAAAUAUAAAUAAAGAACAUCUUUGUAUAAUACGA
This is a messenger RNA of Candoia aspera, 1609 nucleotides long. RefSeq names its product stem-loop histone mRNA binding protein (gene SLBP). Lineage: Eukaryota; Metazoa; Chordata; Lepidosauria; Squamata; Candoiidae. Gene Ontology annotation, molecular function: histone pre-mRNA stem-loop binding; mRNA binding. The record is from RefSeq and is a predicted model, not a curated record. The coding region runs from base 98 to 862 and encodes 254 amino acids. Gene Ontology annotation, cellular component: cytoplasm; histone pre-mRNA 3'end processing complex. The transcript has 8 exons. Gene Ontology annotation, biological process: mRNA transport; mRNA 3'-end processing by stem-loop binding and cleavage.